Messenger RNA from Hippocampus comes (tiger tail seahorse), 3029 nucleotides. It is a transcript of the gene rad17, whose product is annotated as RAD17 checkpoint clamp loader component. Gene Ontology annotation, molecular function: chromatin binding; DNA clamp loader activity. The transcript is spliced from 24 exons. Bases 242 to 2686 code for a protein of 814 amino acids. The record is from RefSeq and is a predicted model, not a curated record. NCBI's taxonomy places the organism in Eukaryota, Metazoa, Chordata, Actinopteri, Syngnathiformes, Syngnathidae. Gene Ontology annotation, biological process: DNA repair; DNA damage checkpoint signaling; mitotic DNA replication checkpoint signaling.
AUCAGCAGAGUUUCAACAGACAGAACUACUCUGCUUCAUUGCAAUCGUUAGUUCUGUCCAAAAUUACCUCUUUUCUUCAUUGACGAAUUGGAUGACAUGAUUUUCCCGAAAACAGAUGGGAUUGACUCCAGCACACCCCGACCCUGAUGCGUAGGUUUGGCUAAAGGUAGUUGAAUUUGGACAGAAUUUAUUUGAUUGUAGAGAGAAGAGGGGUCAGAUUUUGGGCUCCCAAAUUGAACCAAUGAGGCCUCGCAAGAGGAAAGGAGAGAUCUGCAGCUCAGACCUAGGCCACAGGAAACAGGAUGAACCCUGGGUGGACAGAUACACGCCAUGCUCAAAGGUUGAUUUAGCUGUUCACAAGAAGAAGGUAGAAGAAGUGGAGAAUUGGCUGAAAGUCCAUACAGACGGAUCACAGGGUGGGCUAUUGCUGCUAACAGGACCAUCGGGGUGUGGAAAGACUGCUACAAUCCAGGUUUUGUCUCUGGAACUGGGCCUAAGAAUUCAAGAGUGGACCAACCCACCGAAACUGGACUCGUACACCAACAGUCAGCAAGACAGGACAACAAACAGUUUAUCCAGUACCUCGCAGUCAGCCCAAUUCCAAGAAUUUCUUCUAAGGGCCAACAAGUACAACUGCCUAAAGAUGGUGGGAGAUGCAAGGUCUACAGGCAUGAACCUCAUAUUGGUUGAGGAAUUCCCCAACCAGUUUUACCGCAAUCCUAGUGGUCUCCAUGAUAUUCUGAGGUGCUUUGUGAAGACCAGUCGAUUUCCCCUGGUGUUCAUUGUGUCCAACAGCCCAAGUGCGGACAGCAGCUCAAGAUUCCUUUUUCCCAGAGAACUCAUGGAGGAGCUGCACAUCAGUAACAUCAGUUUUAAUCCAGUGGCUCCAACUACUAUGAUGAAGGUUCUGACUCGUAUUUUAACCAAUGAGGAUGGAAAGAGCAAUGGAAGGGUCAUUGUCCCAGAUCAGACAGUGUUGGAGAUGGUGUGCUCAGGAAGUUCAGGAGACAUUCGCAGUGCGAUUAACAACCUACAAUUUGCCUCCGUUCCAGACUAUCCACAGCAAAAGGAGGCGUUGAGAGGGAACCAUCCUUUGAAAUCAAAGGUUAUGGCUGUAUCCAGAUCAACUUUAAGGAAGAAAUCCAAGCCAAAAAAUGGACAAGAAGGCCAGCCACCUGUUGGAAUGAAAGAUACAUGUUUGUUCCUAUUUAGAGCACUGGGAAAGAUACUGCAUUGUAAAAGGGGGACUCCUGAAUGUAUUCAAGAAGCUGAAUGCGCCUUUGCACUUCAGUUACCAUCACACCUUUCGCAACACCAUCGAGAGUCAUUACAAGUGGACCCUGAGUGGGUUAUAGAACAUUCGUAUGUGUCCGGGGAGUUCUUCAACCUGUACCUGCACCAGAAUUACCUGGACUUCUUCUCUGAGAUGGAAGACGUCGAGAAAGCGAGCGAGUACAUGUCAGACGCUGACCUCCUCACAUCUGAUUGGAUGAGUAGUAAUACCAUGAGGGAAUAUGCGUCUUCGGUGGCCACCAGAGGGCUUCUUCACUCCAACUCUCAACAAAUAGCUGUUGGCUUCAGACCACUCCACAAACCCAACUGGUUGCUGGUCAGUAAGAAGCAUCGGGAAAACUGCUUGGCUGCUCAGUUCCUGUUUCGCCAUUUCUGUAUGACACCUGUCAGCCUCCAGACAGAGUUGCUACCAUAUCUGGCUAAAUUCACCAACCCCUUCAAGAACCAAGAGUUUGGCCUGAUGCUGAUGCCACACCUCCAUCAGGCCAUCAGCCUGGACGAUGACCUGGUGACUGGAGACCUGGGUGAUGGAAUGACAGUCAGGACAACAUCCCUCUCAACCAGGAAAAAGAGCCAAAGCUCCACCGAACCUCGAGGGCCUAUAUCACCUGAUGGAGAUGUGUACAGACGAAGCCAUGCAAGGGAAGCAGCCUGUAUGCCCAGAUUAAUGACUGAAGGUUGGGAGAAAAUGUCCACCUGGAAGAUGCCACUCAUAGGUAAUGCUGGCUCCUUUGCUGACAUGCCCAAAGAAGAGUUACGAGACAAACUACUGGAGUCUAUUGAGGUAAUCGAUGUAUUAAUAUGUGAGCUGGAGGUGGCACAUCGUUACCUAGAAGGCAAAUUUGAAGCAUUGAAGAUUCUACAGGGAAAGGCCAUCCUUGAGCAAGCCACAAGUCACACUAAAAGCCUGCUGCAGAAAAGUGAAGAGCGUGCCAAAGAUCUGGAGAAGGAAGUGAACAGCUUGCAGUGGGAGCUUAGUUUGAACAAAUUGCAGAUGAAGACGUCUGAGCGGUUAUGGGAGCAGAGAUGCAGCAGAAUAUUGACUGAGAACAAGAUGCUGACACAGAAACUUGAAGAGAGAGAAAAAGAACCACUGUGCCUCCAAGCAGAAAAUUCAGUGCUUCGUCGACAAUGUUUGGAGCUGUUUUCCAUGCUGAAUACAAAGGAGCAGAGGACUCAUUCGCAAUACAGAGAUGCACGUGUACUGGAGCUCAGAGCAUCAGAGACUCAUUUCCUGAGCCCCCACAAAAAGACAAAAGAGGUUGUGGAUCCAGCAGGAGAAUCACUCCCAUUACUCCUGUUGGCAGGGCAAGGAAAGUGCAGGUCAUGCAGGGAGCAGAUGGAUGAUUUUGGCUGGCAUCGUGCUGACUGGGACAAUCCUACAUCUCAGUGAAUGAACUCGAAACAUUUUUGUAACUGACUUUUAUCAUUGGCUUUGUUCAAAAAGAACUAUCACCAUGUAGCGGUGUGUUCCACAAUAUGGUGUGUAUCCUGUCGUGUGCCCUUGAAAGCCCCUAGGGGUGGAAUUGCACACGCACACACACACACACACACACACACACACACACACACACACACACACACACACACACACACACACACGCGCACUUUUUCACAUACGAAUACACCCCCCUGUAUAUGCACGAUGCUCAUCGAUUUUGGGCAAAUUUAAAAAUUGUAAAUUGAUACUCGAAGGAACAUUUUUUCCCCAAUCAUUCAAUGCUUUUCUUUUUUUU